AAUGAGACUUCCUGUUCCUACACAUUACUGUCAGAAGUAAGUGAGGUGGUGUGUCUCUGUCGCUUUACAUUUAGCUUGCUAGUUGCAGUCAGACUGAUUGCAGAAACUACUAUCAGCUGGGCUGCACUCCUUCUUAAUCCCAGAUUAAACUGCGGCCCCCUCCUCAAACAACCCCCCUCUUCUUCCUACUCACCCCACCCUCCCCCGACCUCUAGCUCUUAACUGUUCUGUGGUUUUUGAGGAUUAACGGCUUUGAGUUUGACAGCGCUGGAGACUGACAAGCUGCGGCCAAUAUGGUGAGGUGGUUUCACCCAAACAUUUCUGGGAUAGACGCGGAAGAACUGCUGUUGACCAGAGGGGUGCAUGGAAGCUUCCUAGCAAGACCCAGCAAAAGCAACCCUGGAGACUUCACCCUGUCUGUACGGCGCAGUGAUGAAGUCACGCACAUCAAAAUCCAAAACUCUGGUGACUAUUAUGACUUGUAUGGAGGAGAAAAGUUUGCCACACUGGCAGAGUUGGUUCAGUAUUAUACUGAGCAGCAGGACCUGUUACGGGAGAAAAAUGGAGAUGUAAUUGAACUGAAAUAUCCACUGAACUGCAAAGACCCAACCUCUGAAAGAUGGUAUCAUGGCCACUUAUCUGGAAAGGAUGCAGAAAAGCUAUUAAUGGAAAAAGGAAAAGCUGGAAGCUUCCUUGUAAGGGAGAGCCAGAGCAAACCAGGUGACUUUGUCUUGUCAGUUUUGACCAAUGAAGAGAAGCAUGAGAACAUGGAGCGCAAAACCAAAGUAACACAUGUCAUGAUCCGAUAUCAGAAUGGGAAAUACGAUGUUGGUGGAGGAGAGCAGUUUGAUACCCUGACAGAUCUGGUGGAACAUUACAAGAAAAACCCAAUGGUUGAAAAGAGUGGAAUUGUGGUUCAUCUCAAGCAGCCAUUUAAUACUACAAGAAUAAAUGCAGCCAACAUUGAAAACAGAGUGAAGGAGUUAAACAAAGUAGCAGAUAAUAUGGAGAAGCCCAAACAGGGCUUCUGGGAGGAGUUUGAGAUGUUACAGCAACAGGAAUGCAAACUCCUUUACCCACGGAAAGAAGGACAGAGACCUGAAAACAAAAGCAAGAACCGCUACAAGAACAUUCUGCCAUUUGACACCACACGGGUUGAGCUCAAGGAAACUGAUCCUGAGAUUUUAGGCUCAGAUUACAUUAAUGCAAAUUACAUUCAAAGUGUUCAGGAAGAUAGCCGACAGCUAUGCAAAGGUAAAGUCUUCAUUGCUACACAAGGAUGCUUGCAGAACACUGUAAAGGAUUUCUGGAAGAUGGUGUACCAAGAAAACACACAUGUCAUUGUCAUGACAACAAAAGAAGUAGAGCGAGGCCGGAACAAAUGUGUACGCUAUUGGCCUGACUUGGAAACCACCAAGGAGUAUGGCAGUCUCCAAGUGAGGAACAUUGAAGAACGAACUGCUCAGGACUAUGUUCUAAGAAAGCUGGAGGUCUCAUGUUUGAAUGGGGAUGAACCUCACAGAUACAUUUGGCACUACCAGUAUCUAAGCUGGCCUGACCAUGGAGUUCCCAAUGAGCCUGGAGGGGUGUUAAGCUUCUUGGAGCAAGUAAAUCGUACUCAACAAAGCAUUCCAGACACAGGUCCUAUUGUGGUGCACUGCAGUGCAGGCAUCGGUAGAACUGGAACAAUCAUUGUAAUUGACAUUCUUAUUGACAUUAUUAACAGGCAAGGCCUGGAUUGUGACAUAGACAUCCCCAAGACUAUACAGAUGGUGCGGCGACAGCGCUCAGGGAUGGUGCAGACAGAAGCUCAGUAUAAAUUCAUUUAUAUGGCUGUCCAGCAGUACAUAGACACUGCACAGAAAAGGUUAGAGGAAGAACAGAGAAAUAAAAUUAAAGAGAGGGAGUAUUCAAAUAUCCGUUAUCCACCAAUGGAAAACACUAAGCUGAGACCACAGACUCCUACACCUAGAGGAACUUCGGCACUGGAGGAUGACUCCACAGGUGUGUAUGAGAAUUUAAAUUUAAAAAAUCCAAAAGUUCCAGGAAUCAGCAACACUAGAAGAUAAAGCUAAAGACUGAACUGCUUUUGGACUCACAACAAGUGCCUCUUUCAACAGUGUAGCUGGAGCAAUGGUGUUGGCCAAAGCAAUGAGAGGUCAAGUGAUGAACAGCCCAUAGGCUCCAAGUAAGAAGAGGGAGUGGACUUUACCAUCUGGAAUACUUUAAAACUCCUGCUGUUUAUUUUUUUUUUUUUUCCUUAGUCUGCAUGUCUUCAGUGUGCACCUUUUUUAUGGGAAGCGAAGGCAGAGCAGCUAUAUACAUACAGACUCCUUUCUGCCCACAGAAUUGAUCUACUUUAGCCAAAGAGCAAACAAUAUAGAAUGGUGAGCUGUGGAAAAAAAUGUAAACAUUAAAAAAAAAAAUCUAAGUGUUUGUGAGUUUUGCACAAAUGCAAGAAGUACACUCAUGUGGUGUGGAAGAGGAAUUCUUGCUAACCUGCCAUGAAACAUGUGACUAAUGCCGCCUCUACCUGAACGCUUUGCAUGAAGACUUGGACUUGUCAGGCAAGUCAAACAAAUCACCCAGAUUUUUGUAUCUGGUAACCAACUGAGUAUUUAAUUUUCUUACCUUUUUUUAUUAACGUUAUGAGAAAGAUGCAUUACCUUGCUGUAAAUAGGUUUCCUUAUUCUGUAUGCAAAGCAAGAUGGUAC
This is a messenger RNA of Erpetoichthys calabaricus (reedfish), 2714 nucleotides long. RefSeq names its product protein tyrosine phosphatase non-receptor type 11b (gene ptpn11b). The transcript has 16 exons. The record is from RefSeq and is a predicted model, not a curated record. Bases 294 to 2069 code for a protein of 591 amino acids. Gene Ontology annotation, biological process: protein dephosphorylation. Gene Ontology annotation, molecular function: protein tyrosine phosphatase activity. NCBI's taxonomy places the organism in Eukaryota, Metazoa, Chordata, Cladistia, Polypteriformes, Polypteridae.